Lacerta agilis (Sand lizard) is the source of this 748-nucleotide messenger RNA. Its product is annotated as ribonuclease pancreatic-like. Bases 87 to 518 code for a protein of 143 amino acids. The transcript has 2 exons. The record is from RefSeq and is a predicted model, not a curated record. Gene Ontology annotation, molecular function: nucleic acid binding. Lineage: Eukaryota; Metazoa; Chordata; Lepidosauria; Squamata; Lacertidae.
AGGCAACUAGCUCCUUCCAACCAGAGCGUGAUCCAUUUCUUUGACGUGGAGCUGAACUCAGUGGCAGAAGAUUCUUAGACGCCACCAUGCUGGUCUCUGGCUGCCUGCUGGUUCGCCUGGCCAUCCUUCUCAGCGUCCUCCUGGUGCAGUCCUGCCAAGGGCAGUCUUGGGAAGCUUUUCAAAACAAGCACAUUGAUUAUCCCCAAACCCCAGCCUCCAACCCCAAUGCCUACUGCAACCUCAUGAUGGUGAAGAGGAAUCUGAAUCCUAGUAGAUGCAAACCGAGGAAUACUUUUAUCAACCAUUCCAAGGAGUCUGUCCUAGAGGUCUGCGGCAAAGGUGGGAAGCAUUGGCAAGAUAAAUUCUAUGACAGCAACGAGAACUUCCCCAUGAUUGACUGCAGCUACACUGAUGGCAAACCUCCAAAGGACUGCAAAUACAAAGGCACAGGUUCCUCCAGACGCAUUCGUGUCACCUGUGAAAACAAGAAGCCUGUUCACCUGGAGAAGGUGCUGUGAUAGGCAGAAAACCACGCAAGCCAAGCUCUGCCCAUUGAAGCCAGAAUGCUUCUUGGGCCAUUUCUCCCUGCAAUGCAUCCACAUCAUUGGCUUUCCCCGGUUUAACAGUCAUUUGCCCUUUCCAGGGGACCCUGGGAGCUGUGGCUCUAAGGGCAAUGGUGCCCGGCUUCUAACUAAGCAUUCUGUUGCUUUCUCUCAAUGGCUAUUCUCUCAAUAAAGCUCAUGUUUGU